AUGGCGUACAUGGCUCAGAGAUCGAGACUCGAGGCCAAAUUGGCAGAGCGAGUCACGCUAUACAAAGAGAUGUACUACAAAGUACAGAACCUCGAAGAGUUUCCUGAGGUUCUAUCGACAGCUAAAGAGAUGCUCCUAGAAUUUUUGGAAUGCGGCUUUUCAAUGGCGACAUACAAGCAACCGACCCGCAGCAUUCUUGACCUGAAGGAGUACGACCCGGUAGCACUGGACAAGUUCCUCGAGGCCGAACGUCAAGAGGUCUCUGAUGGAUUCGAGUCGUAUGUCAGGAAAAGAUCAGUUGGGUCCCCUCGAGAGCUGUUCAAUACCAAAGAGGACGCGAUCCAAUGGCUGAAGCGUCUUGCUCCCCUGAAUUUUAUCGACGGAGCUUGGCUAUGUCAUGUUCACAAAAUCACGACACCAUUUGCGCUCAGAUAUAUUACCAAAAAUGCUUGGCAGGUGUUUUCCGAGGAACUAGGCGAUGGAGAUGUUGAGAAAAACCAUGUAUUGAUUUAUAGAGAUCUGCUAAGGAAGCAUGGCGUUGAUCUCCCGGCAAGCGACUCGAUCGAUUUCAUCCAAGAACGCCAUGGACUGAACGAUGAGCAAGUGUGGAGGAAUUCAAUUGGACAAUUGCUCAUUUCCCUUUUCCCCAACGAGUUUCUGCCUGAGAUCCUGGGUCUAAACCUACAUUUCGAGGCAUUGGCGCCUACUGGGUUGAAAGCAACCAAAGAGCUCCCAGAAGUUGGCAUCUCGGCGUAUUACUUUGCCUUGCAUAUAUCAAUCGAUAAUGCCGAUUCGGGACACUCGGGCAUGGCACUGGCCAACAUCGUCGCUUUCAUGGAUCUCAUGAGCAAGACUGGCUUGAUGGACUGCAAGCAGGCGUGGAAGCGUAUUCAGGCUGGAUAUUUGCUAUCGCAAAGCCUUGACGACAGUGAGACGCCGGAUGUAUAUGAAGAGAAAUUGAUUCAGAUACUACAUAGGAAGGCAAAUCUUGCACGCAAGAUCCACUGCACCAGUCGAGCUCGCAUCGGCGGAAAAAGUUUAACUGAAUGGUUCUCGUCGCCCUUCAAUGACAACGAGAAAGGUGACGAGUGGAAAUACGGAUUUCUACACGCUUUGGCUGACUCGAGACCGUGGGUUUACAGAGGCAAUAGCAGUAAGAGUCUGCUUAUGAAAGAGCUCUCCUGGACUGGUAGGAUGUUUGGUGCAUUCACUGAUAGUGAAGUCCAACUUCUACGCACCUGGAUUGAUUCUCUCCAGGAAAAGGAUGCUUGCCCAGGAGACGCUUACUGGAAGAUUGUGGGAGGGCACUCGACUUUGGAAAGCUCAUUUCUGCCCCCACGGCAGGAUGUGGCUGUUACCCAUCCAGUCUUCUCUCCCCGGCAGGCAUGCCCUUCCAGCAACUCACAUGAAUUCAUUCCGUUACCGGCUUUGCAGGUCUCGCAGAUCAGACUUGAUGCUCUCAUUCCGCUAUGGUUCGUGCACCCAUGCGUGUUGGAGAACAUAGUGGUAUCACCAUAUCAGACGGCUACAACGUUGACGUCCAAGAUCCUCCAAAUUAUCCGUGCUGAGAUGGGUUAUAGCCCGGAGAACACAGGAAUUGCGGGUAUGGAUGAGCAGUUGUGUCGUGGAUACCGUCCAGAUCUCAUCGCCCUUGGAUGCAAAAUGGCUGGUAGGCACAACUUUCCCGAGCCGACGUGCCUGGGCGAUAUUAUCGGACCAUUGAAUGAAGAUUCACCGGCCGUCACGAAAUUUGCUUACUCUUUACUCAACUGGUCCAUGCGACCGCAGAAGAACGGGGCAUUCUUGCUAGGUCUGGCUCGCGCAUUUCUCGACAUGGAAAUGUUGGUAGCUGCGGACGAAUCGUUACUGGCUAAAGCGGAUAGAAGUUAUUUAUGGGAAGUCAUUGAACGAAAGAGGGUAGGCUUCGAGGCUUGUUUGGCGGAGCUCAGGGCAGAUCCUGUCAAGUCUUGUGACUUUGUUGGCGGUUACGAGCAUGGACGGGCGGAGAUUGAGAAGAUACUGGCAUGA
Trichoderma virens Gv29-8 is the source of this 2028-nucleotide messenger RNA. RefSeq lists its product as uncharacterized. Lineage: Eukaryota; Fungi; Ascomycota; Sordariomycetes; Hypocreales; Hypocreaceae. Bases 1 to 2028 code for a protein of 675 amino acids. The record is from RefSeq and is a predicted model, not a curated record. The transcript is spliced from 2 exons.